Oreochromis aureus is the source of this 8656-nucleotide messenger RNA. RefSeq names its product mucin-2-like. Gene Ontology annotation, molecular function: protein binding. Gene Ontology annotation, cellular component: extracellular matrix. NCBI's taxonomy places the organism in Eukaryota, Metazoa, Chordata, Actinopteri, Cichliformes, Cichlidae. The record is from RefSeq and is a predicted model, not a curated record. Bases 16 to 8418 code for a protein of 2800 amino acids. The transcript is spliced from 46 exons.
UCCACAGUGGCAACAAUGAGGGGGAGUUCAGUGGGGUUGUGUUUUCUUGCUUUGACUAUAGCCCAUGUCACUGAGAUCCAAGCCAGAUGGGUCCGCAACCAUGUGAGCAGCAUCUGUAGCACAUGGGGCAGGGAGCACUUCAAGACAUUCGAUGGUGAUGUGUACCAGUUUCCUGGCAUGUGUGAAUAUAACCUGGUCUCUGACUGCCACGACACCUUCCCAGAGUUCUCUGUGCACAUGAAGAGGAAGGAAAACGAUGGAAACCCGACAGUCAGUUAUGUGGUGGUCACCAUCAGCGAUUUUGUAUUUCACCUUAGCAAGGAUGUGGUCACUGUGAACGACCUGCCUGUCAAACUUCCACACUACCAGGCCGGAGUACAAAUGGAAAGAAAUGCAGUCUACAUCAAGCUCCAGUCCAAAGUUGGCAUCAUUGUCAUGUGGAACCUUGAUGAUGCAGUCAUGGUGGAAAUUGAUAAUGAUUACACUAACCGCACUUGUGGACUUUGUGGAGAUUUUAACAGUGUUCCAGUCUACAAUGAGUUCCUCCUUGAUGGUCGCAAAAUCAGUCCCAUUGAGUUUGGCAACAUACAUAAAGUCCAUCGUCCAAAUGAUGAUUGUGAGGACCCAUAUGAAGAGGAAGAUGUGUCACAGGAAGCUAUGAAUGUGCCAGAGUCAUGCAAAGAGUUUCAAAACACCUGUGAAGAGAUGCUGCAUGCAGAAACCUGGAGCUCCUGCGCCAAACUGAUUGACCCUGAGCCUUACAUUCAGGCCUGUGUGCAGGACAUGUGUGGCUGUACCAACCAUUCAGAUGACUUUUGUGUCUGCAGCACACUCUCUGAGUUCUCUCGACAGUGUUCCCAUGCAGGAGGGGAGCCUCCCAACUGGAGGACUUCUGAGUUCUGUGCCAAACAGUGUCCAUUCAACAUGGUUUAUGAAGAGAGUGGAUCCCCUUGUGUGGAUACCUGCACGCAUCAAGACACAAGCUCAUUCUGUGAGGACCACAAAAUGGACGGCUGCUUCUGUCCUCCUGGAACCGUGUUCGAUGACAUUUCCAUGAGGGGGUGUAUUGCUCAGUCUGAAUGCCAGUGCAAGCAUGGAAAAAUCUAUGAAUCUGGUGAAGUUUACAGACAGGAGCGAGAGGAAUGCACAUGUUUUGAGGGUAGAUGGACUUGUGAAAGUCUUUCAACACCUUCUACGUGUGCGGUUGAAGAAGGUUCACAUGUAACCACCUUUGAUGGGAAAGACUUCACCUUCCAUGGAGACUGUUACUACACCCUGGCCAAGGUGGAAAGAAAGGAUGAUGCAAGUCCUAAGUUUACCAUUCUGGUCAAACUGGUACCAUGUGCACACCAAGAGUAUGACACCUGUCUGAAGACCCUCAAAAUCCUGCUGAACAAUGACAGAAACAAUGUGUUAACAUUCACUGCUGAUGGCACAGUAAAGCAGAAUAUGCAGAUUAUCAGUUUGCCGUACUUCUCAGGGGAUAUCAGUAUAUUCCAUGCUUCAUCCUUUCACAUCAUCCUCCAGACCAGUUUUGGUUUGCAAAUUCAGAUCCAACAUGUGCCCCUCAUGCAAGUUUAUGUCAGCCUGGAGCAGAGCUACAGAGAAAAGACACGUGGUUUAUGUGGGAACUACAACAUGGUCCUGUCUGAUGACAUGAACACUCGUCAGGGAAUUGUGGAGGGAAGUGCAGCAGCUUUUAGUAACUCCUGGAAGGCUAGCCAUGUAUGCCAAGACAGAGAAGACAGACUUGAUGACCCUUGUUCUCUCAGUAUGGAAAAUGAAAUGUAUGCCAAACAUUGGUGCACCUUGCUACGACAGCCAAAUAGUACCUUUGCAGAGUGCCAUUCUGUGGUGGAUCCUGAGAUUUACUACCAGCGAUGUACUUAUGCUAGCUGUAACUGUGAGAAGAGCGAGGACUGCCUGUGUGCUGUUUUCUCCUCCUAUGCCAGAGCUUGUGCAUCAAAGGGAGUGUUCUUGACAGACUGGAGAGAGAAUGUGUGCGACAAAUACACCAAGAACUGCCCAGAAUCUCAGACCUUCUCUUACAAAAAUCAGAGAUGCCAGCUGACUUGCAGAUCAUUGAGCUUAAAGCAGCAGAGCUGCACCUCUGAUUUCUUGCCUGUGGAUGGCUGUUCCUGCGCUGAGGGUCACUACCUAGAUGACAACGGCAUCUGUGUCCCAGUAACAAAGUGUCCCUGUUACCAUAAUGAAGUUUACGUUAAGUCAGGCAAGUCCAUCAGUAUCAACAACGAGCGCUGUGUAUGCACUAACGGAGUUCUUCAUUGCCAUUCUGGGAGAAAUCGCAUGUCAAUUUCUACAGCUUGCCCUUUUCCUAAAGAAUACUUCAACUGCUCCACUGCAAGCGCAGGAGUUGUUGGAGUGCAGUGUGCUCGAACUUGUUUAAAUCUGGACAAUGAUGAUUGUGAUGCCACAGAGUGUGAAUCUGGUUGUCGGUGUCCCAGUGGCCUCCUUGAUGAUGGUAAAGGUUUCUGUGUGAAAGAAAGUGACUGUCCAUGCAAGCAUGAUGGCCAUCUCUAUGUCUCCGGAACACAAAUACCAAACCAGUGCAACACCUGUACCUGCCAAAGUGGAAAAUGGAGAUGCACAAAGAAAAAAUGUCCAGGAACUUGCAUUAUUUAUGGAAGUGGUCACUACACCACAUUUGAUCAGAAAACAUAUGCAUUUCAAGGACAGUGUGGCUAUAUUGCUGUAAAGAACAACUGUGGCAAUAAAACAGUGCACAACAACUUUGGAGUCAUCACUGAAAAUGUACCUUGUGGCUCUACGGGCACCACCUGCUCUAAAAAAGUCAGAAUUCAACUCGGGAGAAUGGAAAUCAAACUAUCAAAGGAAAAAGUUGAAGAGGAUGAGCUGGGACAUGGGCCUCAUAUCCAGUACAGAAUAAGGAAGGUUGGCUUGUAUGUGGUUGUAGAAUCUGUCAUCGGUGUGGCAGUGAUGUGGGAUCGCAAAACAGCUGUUCGGAUCCUGCUGGAACCAGUGCACAGUGGAGAGGUGUGUGGCCUUUGUGGAAAUUUUGAUGGCGAUGGACAGAAUGACUACACCACCCAGGGUCAGCUGGUGGUGAGCAAUCCACUUGAAUUUGCAAACAGCUGGAAAGUGUCUAGCUCUUGUCCAGAUGUGGAGGCGAGCAUUGAUCCUUGCGCAGUAACACCCGGUCGACAUCAGUGGGCAAAAAUGAUGUGUAGCAUCAUAAUUGGAAAAACAUUUAAAGAAUGCCACAAAAAGGUUAGCCCUGGUCCAUUUUAUGAAAACUGUGUGAAAGACUCGUGUGCCUGCGACACUGGAGGAGACUGUGAAUGUUUCUGCACAGCAGUUGCAGCUUAUGCUCAGGCUUGCAAUGAGCAUGAUGUUUGCGUUGCAUGGAGAACUCCAGAGAUCUGUCCUGUCUAUUGUGAUUACUACAACGGCCCAAAGGAAUGCAGGUGGCACUACAACCCUUGCCACACCCCGUGCUACAAAACCUGUUUGAAUCCAGAAGGCGUAUGUUUGAAUCCGAUACCCACCCUGGAAGGCUGUUACCCUGCAUGCCCAGAAGAUAAGCCCAUAUUUGAUGAGAAAAACCAAACCUGUGUGGAUAUAUGUCCAGGGUCAACUACAACUACUCCUCCCACCACCACAACUACAACAACAACAUCUCCAACUACAACUACCGUGCCCACUACCACCACAUCUCCAACAACAACUACCAUACACACUACCACCACAUCCCCAACUACAACUCCUGUGCACACUACCACCACAUCUCCAACAACAACUACCAUACACACUACCACCACAUCCCCAACUACAACUCCUGUGCACACUACCACCACAUCUCCAACAACAACUACCAUGCCCACUACCACCACAUCUCCAACUACAACUACCGUGCCCACUACCACCACAUCUCCAACUACAACUACCGUGCCCACUACCACCACAUCUCCAACUACAACUCCUGUGCACCAUACCACCACAUCUCCAACCACAACUACCUUGCCCACUACCACCACAUCUCCAACUACAACUACCAUGCCCACUACCACCACAUCUCCAACUACAACUACCGUGCCCACUACCACCACAUCUCCAACUACAACUCCUGUGCACCAUACCACCACAUCUCCAACCACAACUACCUUGCCCACUACCACCACAUCUCCAACUACAACAACCACUACAACAACUACCACCACAACUACAACUACAACUACCAUGCACACUACCACCACAUCUCCAACUACAACUACUGUGCCCACUACCACCACAUCUCCAACUACAACUCCUGUGCACACAACCACCACAUCUCCAACUACAACUCCUGUGCACACAACCACCACAUCUCCAACUACAACUCCUGUGCACACUACCACCACAUCUUCAACUACAACUACCUUACCCACUACCACCACAUCUCCAACUACAACUCCUGUGCACACUACCACCACAUCUCCAACUACAACUCCUGUGCACACUACCACCACAUCUCCAACAACAACUACCAUGCCCACUACCACCACAUCUCCAACUACAACUACCGUGCCCACUACCACCACAUCUCCAACUACAACUACCGUGCCCACUACCACCACAUCUCCAACUACAACUCCUGUGCACCAUACCACCACAUCUCCAACCACAACUACCUUGCCCACUACCACCACAUCUCCAACUACAACUACCAUGCCCACUACCACCACAUCUCCAACUACAACUACCGUGCCCACUACCACCACAUCUCCAACUACAACUCCUGUGCACCAUACCACCACAUCUCCAACCACAACUACCUUGCCCACUACCACCACAUCUCCAACUACAACAACCAUGCCAACUACCACCACAUCUCCAACUACAACUACUGUGCACACUACAACCACAUCUCCAACUACAACUUGCAUUCCAGCUCCUACAACAACUACCACCACAACUACAACUACAACUACCAUGCACACUACCACCACAUCUCCAACUACAACUACUGUGCCCACUACCACCACAUCUCCAACUACAACUCCUGUGCACACAACCACCACAUCUCCAACUACAACUCCUGUGCACACAACCACCACAUCUCCAACUACAACUCCUGUGCACACUACCACCACAUCUUCAACUACAACUACCUUACCCACUACCACCACAUCUCCAACUACAACUCCUGUGCACACUACCACCACAUCUCCAACUACAACUCCUGUGCACACUACCACCACAUCUCCAACUACAACUCCUGUGCACACUACUACCACAUCUCCAGCUACAACUACCUUACCCACUACUACCACAUCCCCAACUACAACUCCUGUGCACACUACCACCACAUCUCCAACUACAACUCCUGGGCACACUACCACCACAUCUCCAACUACAACUUCUGUGCACACUACCACCACAUCUCCAACUACAACUACUGUGCCCACCACCACAUCUCCAACUACAACUCCUGUGCACACUACCACCACAUCUCCAACUACAACUCCUGUGCACACUACCACCACAUCUUCAACUACAACUACUGUGGCCACUACCACCACAUCUCCAACAACAACUACUGUGCCCACCACCACAUCUCCAACUACAACUCCUGUGCACACAACCACCACAUCUCAAACUACAACUCCUGUGCACACUACCACCACAUCUCCAACUACAACUCCUGUGCACACAACCACCACAUCUCCAACUACAACUCCUGUCCACACAACCACCACAUCUCCAACUACAACUUCUGUGCACACUACCACCACAUCUCAAACUACAACUACCUUACCCACUACCACCACAUCCCCAACUACAACUCCUGUGCACACUACCACCACAUCUCCAACUACAACUCCUGUGCACACUACCACCACAUCUCCAACUACAACUACCGUGCAUACUACCACCACAUCUCCAACUACAACUCCUGUGCACACUACAACCACAUCUCCAUCGACAACUCCUGUGCACACUACCACCACAUCUCCAACUACAACUCCUAGGCACACUACCACCACAUCUCCAACUACAACUUCUGUGCACACUACCACCACAUCUCCAACUACAACUCCUGUGCACACUACAACCACAUCUCCAUCGACAACUCCUGUGCACACUACCACCACAUCUCCUACUACAACUCCUCCUCCUCCACCUGACUGCCCUGAUUGGGGUGUCUCACAAAAUGAGACCUUCUAUUUGUGCAACUGUACCAUGGCCAGAUGCAUAGAGAACAACACAAUAGAAAUUAUUCCAUAUGAAUGUCCACCGCUUCAAAACAUAACUUGCACCAAUGGAAAGAAACCAGUUCUGGUGUAUGACGAGUACUACUGCUGUCAAUAUUAUACUUGUGACUGUGUAUGUGAAGGGUGGGGAGAUCCACAUUACAUCACGUUUGAUGGACUUUACUACAGUUAUCAAGGAAACUGUACUUAUGUUUUGAUGAAAGAGAUUUUACCGAUACAUAAUUUGGAGAUUUAUAUUGAGAAUGUCUUUUGUGAUCCAACUGAAGAUGUUUCUUGUCCACGAUCGAUAAUAGUAUCAUAUGUAUCACAAGUCAUCACACUCAUUAAUCAUAAUCUUAUUGGAGCUGCACAGUUGGAGGUACUGAAAAAUGGAGAAAGUUUGAACCUACCUUAUUCUCAACAAGGUGUUAAGAUCAUGAAUUCCGGUCUUAACCUGAUUUUAGAGAUUCCUCGCCUAAAAGUGGUUAUUACAUUUGGAAUAACUGGCUUCAGUGUAACCCUUCCAUUCCAGUACUUUGGCAAAAACACACAGGGACAUUGUGGAACAUGCAACAAUAACCAGGCUGAUGAUUGCAUGUUACCUGGAGGUAAGCUGGUGGAAAGCUGUGCGGUGAUGGCUGACUAUUGGCCUGUUGAAGACCCUUACAAACCCAACUGCCCAACACCACCUGCACUACCCACCAGUGCACCUGAACCACCACCUACCUUAGCUCCAUGCAAACCAGACUCCAUGUGUGACCUACUUAAAACUACUCUCUUUGCAGAGUGCCAUCCAUUUGUCUCUCCAGAAAAUUUCUACAGAGGUUGUAUUUUUGAUAGCUGUCACGUUUCAAAUCCAACAGUGGAGUGUACAAGUUUACAGACUUAUGCUGCAGCCUGUGCUCAGGCUGGAGUUUGCAUUUACUGGAGGAACCACACCACACUGUGUGCUGGUGAAUGCCCAUUAGGCAAAGUUUACAAGCCUUGUGGUCCUGCAGAACAGCCAACCUGUGAAGACAAUCCAAGUGGACCAACUAUGAACUACACUACAGAGGGCUGCUUUUGUCCUGAUGGAAUGAAACUUUUCAACCAGGAGUCUGGAAUAUGUGUUGAAAAAUGUGGAUGUCUUGAUCCUGAGGGCAUUCCUCGUGAGUUCAAUGAAAGAUUUGAAUACAAAUGCCAGGACUGCAUCUGUGAAGAAUCCACCAAGACUGUGACUUGCAAGCCUAAAGUGUGCCCACCACCACCGGCCACUACAGACUGCUCUGCCCCUGGGUUUGUCCUUGUCAACCAGACCAGUCCAUCCGACCCCUGCUGUUUUACCUAUGCUUGCCAAUGUCAACCUAACACCUGCCCAGUCACCAAUAUGAACUGUCCCAUUGGAUAUAAGCCAGUUGUCAGUGUCCCUGAUGGAAAAUGCUGUGCAGAACAUACAUGUGAACCUAAAAGAGUUUGUGUUCACAGAGAAACUGAAUACCAGCCUGGUUCUUCAGUUCCUGUGAUUGCAUGUCAGGAUUGUACCUGUUCCAAUGAGAUUGACCCAAAAUCUGGUCUAUUAAAAAUAAUUUGUGUGUUUCAACAAUGUAAAGAAAGCUGUGAACUGGGAUAUGAAUAUGUGGAAAGUGAUUCAGAUGAAUGCUGCGGGAAGUGUGUACAGACACACUGUGUUGUCAACAUCAAUGGAACCACACAACGUUUUACUCAAGGAGAAACCUGGUCACCACCGGGGAAUAAAUGUGAACAUUACACCUGUGUCAAGAAUGGUGAGACUUUAACAGCAAGUCGUUCACAGACUGUCUGCCCACCCUUCCAAGAGAGCAACUGCCAACCUGACACAAUUCAAACUGCAGCAAACGGCUGUUGCAAAAUUUGUGUGGAGAAGGAGAAGGGAUGCAAGUUAAUGUCCAUGAAAACCCAUAUUACAGUCAACGGUUGUCAGUCUGCCCAGGAGGUAGAUAUGCCAUAUUGUGAAGGAUCCUGCAACACUUACACCAUGUACUCUGAAGCAGCAGCAGCUAUGGAGCAUUCCUGCUCAUGCUGUAAGGAGAUAAACUUCAGCAAUCGCACUGCUGACCUGGUCUGCUUGAAUGGAGACACGGUCCCCUACACAUACAUGUAUGUGGAGCAGUGUGGUUGUACCAAGACAGACUGCACCAGAGCUGCUGGACAUCAUGUUCGCAGGAAGAGAAGCUUCACACUGCUGUGAUGAAACAGUCCGUCUCCAUUUUCACAGAUGUGACAUACAAUUGUUUCUUCUCAUAUUGUCUUAAAAAUCAUUACAUAUCUUACAAAGUAAUUGCUCUUGUGGCUUGAGUAUUUAUCUACUGAUAAAAAUAAAAAAAUUGCAACUCAGUUAAUGUCUCAUUUCUUCCAUCUUUUUUUUUCUGUUAAAACAAACUCUAAACAUUUAAUUUGUUUUUACAUCACACAAAACCUAAAUAAAC